AUGCUGAAUGUGACAUCACCAUGGGCAUUAAUUCUUUCCCUUUUGACUGCGAUUGUUAGUAUUUCCUAUUAUAAUAACAACCCAUCUGCUCCCGAGAUUAGGUCGCCUCAUUGCGCAAGCUGGAACGCCUGGUACAACCCACUCCGAUCAGGCCAGGUCGGAUAUCAAGCCAACGAUUGGAACAUCCUCUACCACCUGGGUGGCAAUGGACCAUGGAUAGAGAAGAUUGACGAGCUUGAAACGCCGGGCCUUGAACCCCCAAAGGGUUGCGUCAUUGAUCAAGUACAUAUGAUCUCUCGUCAUGGGGAACGAUAUCCGACCAAAUCUGCUGGGAGUCGUCACCUCGCACUUCUAAAUCGAAUAAAGGAAGCAAAUGUAGUUCUUAAUGGCUCACUAUCAUUCUUGAACAAUUGGACAUAUUUUACCGAUGAACCACAGAAAGAUUUCGACCAGCUAACCAAGACUAGUCCGUAUGCUGGCACACUGCAGGCUUUCUCAACGGGCGUCCGCUUCUUAACGCGAUACGGACACUUAUUACCACUCCAUGGGACGACAAGAUUAUGGGCAAGCGAGUGUAACCGCGUGAUAGAAACAGCCCAGCAUUUCGCGUCUGGAUUCUUCGGCCUGGAUUGGGAAAAGACUGAAAAGGCUGCGUUGGAGAUCAUCCCCGAGACCCUCGAGCGAGGUGCCGAUACACUGACUCCGGGCGAUACAUGCCCAAAAUACAUCGAAGAUCCUGCGAAAGGCCAUGACAAUGGUGUCAAUAUGCUUGCUCUGUUUCAAGAUGUGUACAUUCCAGCUAUUGCAGAGCGACUAAUCAAUGAUGAGAACAACUCGGCACUUGGAUAUUUAACCAAUCUAGAGGUCUACGGUAUGCAGGAAAUGUGCGGAUUCGAGACCCUAUCUCGCGGGUCAAGUCCUUGGUGCGAUAUAUUUACUCAUGAUGAUUGGGAGAAUUUUGAGUAUGCCCGUGAUUUGAUUCACUACUACCGUGCUGGUCCAGGCAACCCGUAUGCUGGUGCUAUGGGUUGGCUCUGGCUCAAUGCUACGACUGGACUUUUACGGUCUGGGCCGGAAGCUGGUACUAUGUUCUUCAGUUUCGUUCAUGAUGGGGAUAUCGCUCCCUUGGUCACAGCAAUGGAUAUAUUGAAAGAUCCGAAGUAUGAUCCAUUCCUGCCGACCACACAUAGGGUGGAAGACCGCGUCUGGCGUACCUCGUCCGUCAUGCCAAUGGGCGGAAGGAUCGUUUUUGAGAGAUUGACUUGUCCGACUUCAUCGGCGAAGGACCCCAGUGGUGAAGAGGCCUUUCUUCGGGUUAAUAUAAACGAUAAGAUUGUGCCACUGCCAUACUGCAAAUCUGGGCCUGGGCUGUCGUGUCCGUUGAAGGAAUUCGUUGAUCAUGUAGAAAGACGAAGAUCGGAAGUGGGAGACUUUGGAGAAGUGUGCGGACUAGAAAAGGACGUUGGAUAUAUAACAUUCUUACGACAGGGCUAG
Aspergillus oryzae RIB40 is the source of this 1494-nucleotide messenger RNA. RefSeq names its product histidine phosphatase family protein. The coding region runs from base 1 to 1494 and encodes 497 amino acids. The record is from RefSeq and is a predicted model, not a curated record. Gene Ontology annotation, molecular function: acid phosphatase activity. Gene Ontology annotation, cellular component: fungal-type cell wall. NCBI's taxonomy places the organism in Eukaryota, Fungi, Ascomycota, Eurotiomycetes, Eurotiales, Aspergillaceae. The transcript has 4 exons.